UUUUAUGAUUUCUUAUUCAGAUUUAAACCUGUUUCAGCAGGAUGCUUCGAAUAAUUGUGAGCACGCUCCUGGUCUGCACCUUCUUCAGAGUAUGUCUUGCAGCUCCACUCACAGGGUCUGAGGACCAGGAGCCAUUCAGCCUUCUAAUAUCUGUGUCUCUGUCACUUGCAUCAUUUCUGUGCCUGGUCUUGGCAGUGGUUGGGUGUGCCUGCUGUUGUGGAAAGACAAGUAUUCUGAAAUAUGAGGAGUCUGUAGAGUAUGAUGAAAGACACAACACUAACCAGAGCCACUCCAACGAUGCUUUUGCUGACUUCAGUCCCCCUACACAGAGCACACCUUCCUUCCCACCAGGUGGAGUAUCAGAGACUGUCAGUAUCGAGGCCUUGCCUGACCUAUCAUCUAGACUGCAGACAAGCCAUGGAUUGCCACAGGUGAGCACAGCUCUCAAUGAUACAGGCCAACAGGAUGGGGAUCUUAAACACCUGAAGUCACCUAGGUUUGUCUUCCCGAGAGAUCAACUCAACUAUGUUGAUGAGCUUGGCAAUGGAUGGUUUGGCAAGGUAUUGCAAGGUGAAGCACAUAGGUUACACCCAGGGAUGCGCAAGACACGUGUUGUCAUCAAGCAACUCAGAGACACAGCUAGUCCAGAAGAACAACUCCUUUUCCUCCAAGAAGUACAACCAUAUAGGGAAGUAAACCAUCCCAAUGUGUUAAUGCUGCUUGGUCAGUGCAUUGAAAGCAUACCUCUUCUACUUGUCUUGGAGUACGCACCUUAUGGAGACCUGAAGAACUACCUACGCAAGAAUCGAGGCAUGGUGGCAGAGAUGGCCCAGAAGGAUGUCCAGCUACAUAUGGCUCAUGAUAUCAUCUCAGGGUUACUCUGGCUUCAUCAAGCCGACUUCAUUCAUAUUGAUUUAGCAGCAAGAAACUGCCAAGUUUGUUCAGAUACAUCUGUCAAGAUCGGUGAUUACGGACUUGCUCUAGAAAAAUAUCCCGAGGAUUAUUAUAUCACUAAAGAUGAGUGCCAUGCAGUGCCUAUCCGAUGGCUUGGGCCGGAGGUCAUUGAGCUCAGAGGUCAAGAUAUCAAACCCAAGAAAAUCACCAAGCAAUCCAAUAUCUGGUCCUUUGGUGUGAUAAUGCUAGAGCUGUCUACGGCAGCAGACCGACCCUACCCUAACCUGAGCGAUGAACAAGUCUUGAAGCAGGUCGUGAUGGAUCAAGAUAUCAAACUAGAUAAACCAAAACUGGACCUCAAGUAUGCUGACAGAUGGUUUGAGAUUAUGAUGUUCUGUUGGAUGGAUGGUGACACCAGACCUACGGUAAAAGAAGUCCAUGAGCUUCUCACCCACCUUAAAAAGAAUGCAGACAGAGUUCAGAUGGAAGACUUUGAGACAAAAUGGAAUGCGCUCAAGCCGGCCAUGGCCAACCAGAGUUCAUCGGAAUGUAGCGAGGCUUCUCAGGAGACUCCCCAACAGGAUUUAUCGGUUGAGGUUGGUGGUGGCGAUCCUCUCUCCAUUGGUAUGCCUCAAGGGGAUCCCUUGUCAUUGGUCAGUGAUGUGUCUCAGAAGCAGGCACAACAGACAGUCAGCGUGGAUGUGACUGUCCCAUCGCUUGGCCAAACUAGUCAGGAAGAUCGGCUUAUUGAAGGCCUUGCCAAAGAAGCUAAAAAGAGUCAACCUUUUGAAGUUACAUUUGAUGAGCCGGAAGAACCAGCACCCAGGAACGUGCAGGAAACCGAAACUGUUUCUGAACUUAUACCAAGCAUAGCAACACCGCAAGCUAACACGGCACCUCCUGCAGGAGGGAACAUCUCUCAUGAACUAAGCUUUGAGGAUGCCUUUGACACUCCUACUCCUACACCACAAGGAGAUAAACAGUCCUCAAGUCAGUCCUUUGGACUGGAUGACAGUGUCCAAAAUGCAGAUGUGACACCAAAGACCCCUGACUUCUUUUCUUCGGAGGAUGUCAACCCUGUUGAAGCCAGUACUCCCUUCCCCCCAACACAAGAACCCAACAUGCAAGUUUCUAUUGAUACCAGUUUGUCAACUGGAGGGUACGAUACGGCCGUUAGCAAUCUCCUAGAGGCCAAUGAUAGCACAGUCACGUUCACUGAGUCUUUCAACACCAUGUCAAGUAACCCUUUCAGUAGCGGCACUUCCUCAUCAGAACCAGGUGGGUUUGUGUCAGCGGUCGAGUCUGCAGGCGACAAAUCCUUGGAAGACAGUCAGGUUCAUGGAAACAAUGGGUUUGGGGAGUUUGAGAGUUCCAUGCUCUCAUAUGGAACACCAUUGGAAGGUGACAUGUCCUCUGUCCUGGAGACGCCCACACCUGGUGGACGGGACAAAGGAUCCUCAGACUUACUUGGUGAUCUCUCUCAACCUUCAAAUCCGUUUGAUAGCUCACCGGCAUCUCUUAGUUUUGGGGUCAAUGUGGACAGCCCAGCAGUGAAGGACAUUUCUUUUGAACAGAUGGCGCAGAAUGGGGAGGAAAAGAAAGACCUGCAGAGCUUUGGUGCUAUAAAAUUGACGGAGCAUGAAAAAGAGUCUACCGAUACCCCUCCUUUGGCUGAACAUGAUAUGACACCCCAAGGCUACGCAGAGGUCAGCACUGCUGCAAAGAAACCUUUUGGUAUGACCAUGCUAACCGUCACAUCAGGGAAGAAGAAGAAAUCCAUUGAGAUCCACAAAGAGGAUGAUGAGGAUGCAGACGGAAAGGAUGCCGGGGACGCUGCAUCCGGUGUUACCGUGAUGACCAACGGCUCAAGCAAGAUGGCUAAAGACGAGGUCGUCUCUCCGGCAGCACCUCCUGAUUCCAGCGCAGGAACUAACCUCCUGGAUUUUGAUAUCCCUGGAUCCGGUCUCGAUCAAGGACCUGGACUUGCUCCCGGUCUAACGGCGGGAUUUGGUAUCAUAGAACUGCAGGUGAGCAAGGAUGGUGAGGAGGCGGUGGUUGUCCCGCCGCAGAGCCCGGAGUCUUCGGUCGAGUUUGGCUCCUUCGAGGAUGUCAGCAAGGAGUCAUAAAACAGUGUCUUUCUUUCAAAAACCAAAUUGUACAUUAAGCAUAUAGUAUAUCAUACUGUGAAAUGUCAACAAGAGAUUUAUAUAUACAACGGUUAGAAUAAUAUUGUAUAAUAUUGUCAUUAGUGGUUACAGUACAUCAAAUUGAUAUGUAGUAGUACAUGGCAGUACUGGUAGCUGAAGAGCAUUGUCAUAUUUUGUGUUGUUUAUUUCUUAAAUAGUUUAUUAUUUGACAAAGGAAAUUAGGUGUGUCAUCUUGAAUCGUUUCCAUUAACGCACAUGAUUUGGUAGACAUUUUAUAUCUUGAGAGAGAGUGAAUGACAGAGAGAGAAAAGAUUCAUGCCAACAGUUCAGUGGCUUUUUGAAAAUGCUUGUUGAUAUUGUAUUCAUUUAUUAAAGUAUGUAUUCAACCAUAUCAAAUUUUAUGAUAUAUUUCGGUGAACAUUUUCAUCUUCUAAAGAGAAAUUUGGAAAUUCUGUGUUUCAAUGAUAAUAUGCAUUUAAUAGAGGAAGAUUCAAAAUCUGUUCAUGAUAGAUAUAAAGAAUUUGUAGAGUCUAACAAAUUUAUCUGAAAAUUGUUCAGGAAAAGGAAGAAUGCAUCAUUAAUAAAAAUGGAGACUCAUUCAAAGAUCAUUAUUUUUUGUACAUAUUUACGUUGAUGAUUAACACGGUUAUGCAAAUGAGAAAGAUUGUAAAGUGCUCCCACCAAUAAUAUUGCCUCUUACUUUUUUAUUCAAAAUGACAAAAUAUGAUCAAUUUACUAAAACCAGGUCGUUUAUGUGAUUAUUUUUGCAUGUUUUUUAUGUGAUAAUAUAGUAAGACUAAGAGACUCUCUGAAGCCAGGACAGUACUUUUUAGCAAAGCUGCAGCUAAUUAAACUCACUUUGAUUAUAAUUAUUUAACAUUUGCUUUUAAUGAGCACUCAUUUUCUGUUAAAUUCUACCUCUGCCAUCCUCUAGUACUCUGAAUUAAAGUGAAAUAUAAUUAUCAACCAAACUUCAAAUAUAUUCACUUGCAAAGAAUCUAUUUCAUAGUUUUCAUGUGGAGUGUUGUGGCCCAGUGGCUUAGGCUCUGGACUCUGAAACAAAGGGUUGUGGUUCGAACUCCACCCAUGGUGCAAUUUCCUUCAGCAAGAAAUUGAUCCAUAUUGUGGCACACUAAACCCUGGUGAGGUGAAUGGGUAGCUGUUAGGAUUAUUCCAUCUGAAAAAUGGUAGCUCAAGCUAAAGAUGGGGUGGUUAUAAUUGCACUUUGUAUCCUUUGGCAAAAAGUGCUAUAUCAAUCACGCUAUUUUAAAUAUAUUACUUAUUGCGUGAAAGUUCUACAUGUAUUUAAAAUUGACAGUACUAGUUACUAAACGUUUAUUCAAUUUACUUGUAUUCUAAUGUUGUAUUCAUGAUUUAACAUUCAUUAGGUCAGCCAGUCUAUUGAUAGUUUUCUUCCAAUUUAUUUUUAGUAGCCUUAAAAAAUAAUGACACCUAAUGCAGUUGAGGGACUUCAGAAGAUAUUGCUAUGGUUGUUCUGAAGAAUUAAGUUUUUGAUUCUUUGAAUGAGGAAGAAUGUAGUUGGAAUAUAAAGUGGUAGUCUUUGAUAUUCCUUAAAAGUAUAAUUCACAUUUAUAAUUGAUGCUUUUGCCAUGAUCACCAACUACUGCUUUUGAUUUAUAGUUUAUAUAGACUUGUAACUUCUACCUGUUGGCAAUGUUACAAAUUAGAUGACUCUCCAAUUUGUGUGUGACUAUCUGCCAUCUCGAUAAAUAUAAAAAGUAUAUCAGUACCUCAUUGAAUAAAAAAUUGUAAAAGUCUUUCGAGGUUGUUUAGGGGAAAUGCGUCCUUUAGUAAUAAAAAUGCAUCAAAAUUUACACUAAUUCUUUACAAAACCUUUAAUAGUUUUCCUUGAAAAAGACACAUGUCAUCAUUUUUCAUUUCAACUGUUUGAGGGGAAUAAUAUUGUCAUCCUUUAGAUGUAAACUUUACGAUAAAUUAAGAAAGAAUAUGCAAUAAUUAAAAGAUAUCUGUCUGACAAUAUUCAUUAUAAGCAUCAUAGAAAUUGUGGUGGCCUUUCUUUAAAGCUUAAACAUUGCAACCUGCAAUAACUUAAUUAUCUGUGUAGUAUGUGAUACACUUUGCCAAAAAGCACUUAAAAUACCCUAUACUAGUACCUUUUGUUAAUCAUUAAAGUCUUGCCUGUAAAAUCUGCUUUAUUUUCCUUCAUUUAUUUUUGCCAAUCAUACAAAUUCUGUCUCGGUCAUGCCUUUUGUUCUUUGCAAUGUAGCCAGUUUUGCCAUUAUAUAUCCUUCACUGACAUACGUGUGUGUAGGCAUGGGUACUGCAUUCCAUAUUGGUUUAACUGCAAUAGUUGAUGAGGGGUUGGUACUAUGUAACCAAGUUACAAUUUAACAACAUAUAGUCAAGACAAUCAUGUAAAUGUGAAUUCUAUUUUAUAAGGUAAUUUGAUAAUCAAUUUUAAUUUUAUAUAUUGACAGGGAUAUUUGGACAUUAUUGAAUGAAUUGCUCUCCCCUGUGUAUUUUGGAUGGUUUUCUUUGUUGCCCUUAAAAGUAUUUACUCUGAAUUAUAUGAUUCUUCUUCAAACAUCAAACAUAUUGUUAAACUGAAAUCAAGUCCAUGGAAUUGUGUGUAAAACACCCUCAUUUUGUAUUCUAUGUAUCUUGUCAAAUGAGAGGACAUUUACAACUGAUUUGUAGUUCAAUGAAAACGAUAUUAAUCGAAUUUUUCUUUUUGAAAACUUGCAAUACAACAUCCGGUCAUCUAGUCGUUAGUAUUCUAUGUUGUAAAAUAGUGAGACUGACGUUUAUGUAGCGAUGAAAAAGAAGGCAAUUUUUGUAGACUAAUCCCAGCCUAGCAAGGCUCCAAGCUUUAUUACUUAUUUCAAGAAUGUGUCUUAAUUUGUUUGGUAAAAGUGACCUUUAUUACGAUAUUUUUGAGUAACUUUUUAUUACAAAGACAUAACUAUUUUUUUCUUCAAAUGUAGCUUUUGUACAUGUUUGUAUAAAGUUAGAAUUUGCUAAUGAUAUUGUUUGCAUGUACAGUUAUAAACAUGAAACAAGAUCUUGCAAUCAUUACUACUUGUUAUUUUUUGAGAAGGCUCUACUAGUACUUAUCUCACCUUCAUUGUUAUGAAGUCCCUAGUUUCCUUCUUUAGGGAGCAUUCAUGAAGUGAGUUUUGUCAAUUUUUUUUACCGACAGCUUAUAUAAGCUACUGAAAUGCUUUUAUCUGAUUGGUUGUGAAGAAAUUUGUCGGGUAAAUCAAUUGAUGAAAAACUUCAUGAAACACUUUCUUGAAAGCAGAUGGUGAAUGAAUUGUAUGAAAUUUAAAAUAAAAUAUCAAUUCAGUAUAUUUACAUGUAUAUAUGAAUAUGAAAUUUCAUUGCAGAGAUAUAAAUGAUAUGAUUUUGUAGAUCUAUAUUAUAGCCUGAAUUCACUAAAGAGGUUUGAACACAUGUCUUAUUUUCUAUGUGCACAUACAUAGGCAAUAUGCUCUACUGCACUUACAGUAUAUAUUAUUGUGAACUGUCAAAAUACAUGUAUAUGUAUGUCUGAGCUAAUGCAAGAAGCCCCCAGUGUGCAUGUGCCUUGCCACUUUUGUUUGGCAUUUUAUUUUUGCCACGUUAAAGUU
Lytechinus variegatus (green sea urchin) is the source of this 6652-nucleotide messenger RNA. RefSeq names its product receptor tyrosine-protein kinase erbB-3-like. Gene Ontology annotation, biological process: protein phosphorylation. The record is from RefSeq and is a predicted model, not a curated record. Lineage: Eukaryota; Metazoa; Echinodermata; Echinoidea; Temnopleuroida; Toxopneustidae. Gene Ontology annotation, molecular function: ATP binding; protein kinase activity. Bases 42 to 3020 code for a protein of 992 amino acids. The transcript is spliced from 12 exons.